GACCUUGGCAGAGCGGUGGACUGCACAUGUGAUGCCCGUGACAGCAUGUACAGCACGAUGAGUGGAGGUCCACGUGAACGCUAUCCUUUGCCCAUUAUUGCCUGGUGUUUUCUGAUUUUCAGUGGUCUGUCUUCAACACAUGCUACUAUUACGUUUACCUGGACGCCAAGUGUGGUGAAUCUGCCGGAAAACAGUGCGAACCUAGUAAUCGUGGCAAACAUUAAUAUCACUUCUGACACGCCAAACAUUAACAGCGUUGUGCUCACUGUGACACCACCAGGGCCCUUUCUGUUAAUUGAUAACACGCCUUCUCCACCAGGAUCGAGCUUCAUCGGACAGGUGAUCCUCAACAGUCCCAGUGGUGGUUAUCUGGACUAUGAAACAGUGAAUCUAUACAAACUGACUGUGUCAGCUCAGGAAUUAUUAGGAACACCGGUGACCUCCAGCAUCUAUAUCAAUGUGGCAGAUGUCAAUGAGGCCCCAACAUGCAAUGGCGUCUUCUCAGCACCAGGAGCUACGAUUCGCGUUCGAGAGGAUGAACAACCCAACGCGGUCAUCUAUCGGGUGCCAGCCACUGACCAGGAUGCCGGUGACACGUUAACUUUCACCUGGUUAUCAGUCGUUCCAGCAAGUGGUGCUACACGGCUACAAUUUAAUAAGCUCAACGGUGUUAUCAGGGUCCCAGCCACUGGCUUCGACUAUGAAGUCGACAAGAAUUAUUUGCUGCAAAUUUUUGUCAAUGACUCAAAGGGCCUCUCAUGCAAUGGAUCUGUGUCAAUAAUCAUUAUGGAUUCAAAAGAUGAACCACCAGGAUUCACGGGUCCGGCUUCAACGACAAUUACAAUCUCGGAAGAGCUGCCUCAAGAUACCUUGGUCACAACCUUUACAUCCAAUGACACCACGGUUUAUUUCGAGCUGGUGUCCCCUGCGGAGGGAUUUUAUAUAGAAUCGGCCACAGGAAAGUUGAAAACAGCCUAUCAGCUGGACGUGGACAACAAUCCUCUGCUCCUGAUUAAUUAUAUCGUGGUCAGGGUGACAAACUAUAUUUCCAAACGCAGUGCUACAUUCAAUCUCAGAGUGAAUGUGACGGACCAGAAUGAUAACCCACCCGUCUGCACGUUUUACAAUCACAUAUAUACGAUUUCAGAAGGCGCUGCUAUUGGUACAAGUAUCACCACACUAAGCUGUCGGGACCACGAUUACACAUCCACCAACAAUGCUCUGACGUAUAAACUGAUUCCUGAUGCAAACGCUAAAUUCCGCUUUGCACUGAAUGGUUCGACUCUUCAGAUUUUGGCAAAUUUGGAAUACGAUUCAUUUGCACUUUCAGUUGUGGACUUCCAGUACACAUUGGUGAUUGAAGUUAAAGACAUUUCACACACAACUAAUGUGACGGUCAUGGUGGUAUUGACACCAGUGAAUGAAUUUGAUCCGAGUUGCAACAUCUUACCACCUUUUUCAAUCAGCGAGGACAGUCCCGUAGGGGCCCUCAUCGAUGCUCCUGUAUGCUGGGAUUUCGACUACCCGUUAAACAAUCUGAGAUAUUCCAUUAUCAGUGGCAACACGGACAUACCCACGCCUUUUUACAUCAACCCCAAAAAUGGACAAAUAAAAGUAUUGAAUAAACUUGACAGGGAAAAGAAAAGUGUCUACCCUAUGACUGUUCAGGUUGUGGAUUUGAACAAUGACAUAGCAGCAGACCCGUUGAAUCAGAGAACUUCAACUGUUGCGUUCAAUAUAUUUGUUACGAAUGUAAAUGAUGAACCACCGGUGUGCACACCUGCAUUCUAUGAGCAAACCAUCUACUCCACACUGGCUGCCUUGCAGUCGGUCGUACAGAUGCAAUGCAGUGACUUGGACUCAUCAGCACUUGACCUUACAUACACAAUCAUAGGAGGUAACACAAACGGCCGCUUUGUGCUGUCAAAUGCAUGGCCACCGGCAAUAUUGACUCGUUCGACAUUCAGUUAUUUUACUCUGGGUGGCGUCACUGACCCCAAAGACUUCCAGCUGCUGGUGUUGAUUGAAGAUGAGGCCACUAAGGCAGACAAGACGAGGAGGCUCAGCAGCACCGCCACCAUCCUCAUCCAUGUAGUGCCCUGGACCACAACCGUCCCCACCCCUGCCACGGUCCUUACAACGAAAAUCAUCAAUGUAGUUGAUACAUAUUGGAAGCCAGAUACUUGGUUUAUUGCCGUAAUGGUCAUUGCUGGACUUCUGCUCCUACUUACCAUCGCUCUGAUUUCAUUUUACUGUUGGAAAAGCAUGCCCUGCUGUUGGAAGUGCUGCAAGCCCUCUCAACCCGUGGAUGAGAAACCCCUACUGGAGGCUAACAAGAUGGAAGAACUUAACAACAAACCAGAAGAUCCACCUCGUAAAACACAAAAAGAUCCAAUCAACUCUGAAAGAACAAGAGAAACGCCUCCACCUUCAUACGGGUUUGAUGGCAGAGCAGAAGAUCCAACUUCAGGAAGAGAAUACGUUUUCAACUCUGCAACUGGAGAACGGCGCUGGCUUUAACGUUUAACUGGAAAAAAAGUGAUCACAUUCAUAGAUGGAUAACAUAUGGAUUUUAAUCUUUGUUGUGCCUAAUCAUCAUUGAGUUGUAUAAUCGCAGUGCCUUGUAUUUAUUGAAUUACAUGCUUGCAUAGCUGCGUUUUUUGUCAUAAUUAAAAAAAAUGUUUGCACAUGGAAGAACCUCCACUAGCUCUAGAAGGUGUUUGGUCUACUCUUCAACAUUGACCUGAUGUAUAGAAGAAAUGGGAAUACACAUUUUACUCCACCACCUACAACCUACCAGUCAGGUAAAACGUCAAUCUCUUUUUUUCAGUGUCAAAUUAUAAACCCGAUAAUAGGUUUUUCCCCUUUUUUUCUGGCAACAAAACAGGUGUUAAGAUGUUAAAACACCAAACUGAAACCUUUUACAAGGAAUCAUGUCUGCAUUAACCACAACACUUGUGGUCAGAAUGAAAACAACAAAAAAACAUACUAUGAUAAAAUAUGCAUUGUCCUUGAAACUGAUUGGUCCACACCAGAGACAGCUUUCUUUCGAGCCUCGUCUCAAACGGUGUUAGACCAGAGGACGCCAAUCAGUUUCAAGGACAAUGCAUAUAUUAUCGGAGUAUGUUUUUUUUGCGUUCUCACCACAAGUGUAAAAGGUUUAAGUUUGGUGUUUUGUUGCCAGACAAAAAGGGGAAAAACCUAUUAUCAAAAAUUGUUUAGUUUUACAUAAAGCGUGGGUAGUGGCGAGGUAAAGCGUGGGUCGUGGUGAGGAUGGCUGUCUCGGGCUCCCUCUAGUGGAGGCGAUUUGCCAGUAGUGUUGAGCGACUUUUUGCAGAGCUGGACUUUAAUCUUGAUAUGUUUAAAUUUCGAUUUAAAGCUUUCGUGACUGCAGUGAUUCAUCUUCUUGGUUCUUUCGGUAAAGUCACGUAGAAGGGAAGUAAUAAAAUAAUAAAAAUAAAACAUAAUAAAACAAUUCUCACGACGUUUUAUUAUGUUUUAUUUUUAUUAUUUUAUUACUUCCCUUCUACGUGACUUUACCGAAAGAACCAAGAAGUUGAUAUGUUUAAUUAACGUGUUAUUUAGCGUAUUGGU
This is a messenger RNA of Lethenteron reissneri (Far Eastern brook lamprey), 3594 nucleotides long. RefSeq names its product cadherin-related family member 4-like. Lineage: Eukaryota; Metazoa; Chordata; Hyperoartia; Petromyzontiformes; Petromyzontidae. The record is from RefSeq and is a predicted model, not a curated record. Gene Ontology annotation, cellular component: plasma membrane; catenin complex. Gene Ontology annotation, biological process: cell migration; multicellular organism development; homophilic cell-cell adhesion. Gene Ontology annotation, molecular function: beta-catenin binding; cadherin binding; calcium ion binding.